AUGAAGCGGAAGGGUUCCUCAUCCUCGUCUUUGUUGUCGCCAUCGUCAAAGAAGAACAAAGAUAUUGGUAGCUUUUUCAAGCAGGAUCCCGCAGCCAAUAAAUUUAUAAUGCCGAAAUUCGAUAAAACCAUGACCAGAAAAGCCGCAAGAGCGACAAAUAAAUGGGUUGGAGCCCAUCUUGGGAUCUCUGGUGGGAUUCACAAGUCCAUCACUUCUAGCUGCUGUAUCGAAGCCAAUGCAGUUGCUUUGUUUGUACGGUCUCAGAGAAGAUGGACAUCUCCUGCACUUGCCCCAGAAGCCAUUUCGGAAUUUGGAAAAGUUCUUAAUGAAACCUCCUUUAUGAUUCCGGAUGAGGACAAGCCUCAAAUUUUGCCACACGGAUCCUAUUUGAUUAAUCUGGGAAAUCCAGACCCAAAAAAACGCAAGGCAAGCUAUUUGGGCUUUCUUGAUGAACUGAAGCGAUGUGAAGCGCUUAACAUUAAAUUGUACAAUUUUCAUCCAGGCUCGACUUGCGGAGAAUGCUCAAAAAGCGAGUCGAUUGAAUUUAUUGCCGAGUCGAUCAACAUGGCACAUAAAGAAACCUCCUUUGUAAAGAUCUUGCUUGAAAACAUGGCAGGCCAGGGGAAUGUAAUUGGAUCUGCAUUUGAAGAGUUAGCUGCUAUCAUUGAAAGGGUUGUCCAGAAAGAUCGGAUCGGUGUUUGCCUGGAUACAUGCCAUGCCUUCUCGGCUGGAUAUGACAUUAGGACGCCUGAGGGUUGGGAAAUCGUUUUGGAGAAAUUUGAUAGGCUGAUUGGAAUUAACCCUUUCCUUUCAGCGCUCCAUCUUAAUGACUCCAAAGGCCCACUUGGCUGCAAAAAGGACCGCCACGAGAAUAUUGGAAUGGGACACAUUGGGAUUGAAUGCUUCAAGUUUAUUAUGAGGGAUCCUCGGUUUGACAAGAUCCCGUUGAUUCUGGAGACGCCACUCAAGGAUGAAGACAAUGGCACGUAUAAAACGUACGCGGAUGAAAUCCAGCUUCUAUACUCAUUUACGGACAGUAAUACAUGA
Molecule: messenger RNA, 1047 nt
Organism: Mitosporidium daphniae
Lineage: Eukaryota; Fungi; Microsporidia
Exons: 1
Coding region: 1-1047 (348 amino acids)
Biological process (GO): base-excision repair
Cellular component (GO): nucleus; mitochondrion
Molecular function (GO): phosphoric diester hydrolase activity; DNA-(apurinic or apyrimidinic site) endonuclease activity; DNA binding
Source: RefSeq, a predicted model, not a curated record